Phytophthora megakarya is the source of this 1026-nucleotide messenger RNA. Lineage: Eukaryota; Oomycota; Peronosporomycetes; Peronosporales; Peronosporaceae. The record is from the annotation of a GenBank genome assembly.
AUGUCUUUGGAAAGAGGAAUUCAGGACAUAGUCGUCGUACGUGACUCGAGAAUUGUGAUUCAACAAGUUCAAGGUCUGGUUAAUUGUAACCAACCUAAUCUCCAAAGGAGGCUAGCUGAAUGUGAAACCCUGAAGAAACGUUUCCAUACGGUUCGAUUGGUACACAUGAAGUGCGAGUUCAACCAGGCCGCUGAUUACCUGACCUCGAAGACUCUUGUCCAAGGUAAAUCCUGGAUUGUUCAGGAUGAUCUCGAGAGACAACACCUGGAAAAAAUAGUGUCAAAGAUUCGCGAACAGUUGAAGGCACCGACACUCGAGUUGACUGUGGAAACCCCAUACAAGACUCUGAUGAAGAAGAUUGCAAUUCAGGAACCAGACAUGGUCCUAACCCUGAAUGUGCCCCUCUAUUUUCUGCCGCCCGAGUUAUGGCUGUAUUCACAAGGUCGCGAGCUCAAGAAGUUGACGACGACGGCGCUCCGCCCAUGGGACCACUCGAAUUUCAGGCCAAACGCUGGAGACGGAUUAAGGUUCACCAAGAGGAUGAUGAUUGACAACCUGGACAAGUUCUCAUCCACACGUCUGAAGAAGAUCAGCAAGGUCGCAGAUCUGUUCGUUCUGGAUGACCGAGAAAUAUUGUACAGACUUCCACACUCUGUUCGCGGAAGACCACGAGACGCCGCGGAUAAUCUGAGACUGGUAGUCCCGAGUUCGCUUCGGGAAGACAUGUUGCACUAUACGCAUGAAGAUUCUCAAGGUGGACAUCAAGGGAUCACCCGGACUCAGGAGAAGUCACGUACCGAAUUCUACUGGCCCGGCAUGUAUGCGGACGUCCAAUAUUUUGUGAAGGAAUGUGUGGACUGUGCCAGUGGAAAAGGAGCUCCCCCGAAUGCUGGACCUUCGCCAGGAAAUAUUGAACCACGGCGUCCUUUCGAGGCAGUUUCUAUGGAUUUCGUGACUCAUAUGCCCGAGUCAGCCAGAGGGAAUACUUUCCUCUUGUUGUUUCAAGACAUGUUUCAGGAUAUGUGA